Frieseomelitta varia is the source of this 1738-nucleotide messenger RNA. RefSeq names its product neurofilament heavy polypeptide-like. Bases 302 to 1561 code for a protein of 419 amino acids. The transcript is spliced from 3 exons. Lineage: Eukaryota; Metazoa; Arthropoda; Insecta; Hymenoptera; Apidae. The record is from RefSeq and is a predicted model, not a curated record.
AAAUUUCAUAAAAAAAAAAGUCGGUUUACUUAGUUGCAAACUAAGCGUGUAACGUGUGGCUGCGUAUAUUUGGGGAAAUUGCGAUUAUUAGAAGGAUUUCAUCCGUUGAUAUUCGUCGCCAUUCGUCAAUCUGAAAAUCGAUUGUCGAUUACCAAGUCCGUCCGAAACCUGAAGCUGCCGAUCUGUUACUAUGUUAGUCAUAUAAUUUGCGGGCACCACCAGUUAAUGCAACGAACACGUUAUUGCACGUUGGAUACCGAUCAGGUUUUAGAUAAUUCUUGGGAACUCGUAAAAUCUCGUAAUGGCACCCCGUAAAGCUGUGAAACAUACACAGGCAGAAGUAGAGAGAGCUCCGGAAACCAAUGAUGUAUCGCCCUCAAAGAAAAAAAAGACCGUAGCGAAGGCUGCGAAUAAAAUCGACGAAGAGAAGCAAGUUAGAUUGCCGAGGGCCGCGAAAUUGACGAAAAUCGAGCAGACAGAAGGCACACAGACGACCACAACGGUAACUAAGAACACGAAAACAAAAGUCAAGACGUCGCCGACUAAGAAUGCUUCGGUGACUACGAAAACGAAUUCCAAAGUCAAGCCUGUGCCGAAAAAAAAAAAGGAGGCGGUGGAUAAAGAUGAUAUCAAACCUGUGAAUGAGCCGAUUAUAAAAGGUGCCGAGAAAACUGAAACGAAAAAGACACGCGCUAGAGUAACGAAAAAGGCGGGAAUUGAUGUGGAGGAAGAACCUAAGGGAAAGUCAAAGAGAAGAAUUAAAAAACAAUCUGUUAAUGAGAAUGCUGAAAAUUCAGAAGCAUCACCUGCAAAAAAGAGAAAAAUAAAUGUUGAGGUAGAAUCAAAGGAUAGUAAACCAAAACCAAAAGCAAGAGCAGCAAAAAAAAAACCUGAUAUGAAUAAUGAUACGAAAGAUAAAGUUAACAACAAAGCUAAAGUUGUUAAUGAUAAUGAAACUGAAAAUGAUGUUAAAUCAGGAGAUGAAAAAUUUACUAAAGUAACAGCACCAAGAAAAACAAGAGGUCGUAAGAAUGAAUCUAAUUCAGAUGACAUAACAAAUAAUGAUGAAACAACAGAGAAAUUGUCUUCUUCAGAAAUAGUAGACACUAAUGAAAGGGAAGAAGCUGAAAAUAAUGAAUCAGAAUUAGCUCAAACUGUUAAAAAAGGAAGGAAUGUAAAAAAAAAAGAAGUACCACAAAAAAAACCUACUAGAACGCGUGGCAAAGCUACUUCUAUCGAAGAUAUAGAUACAACAAUAGUAGUUAAAGAAGCACAAAAGAAAACAAAUAAAGAUGCAUUAGUUACUAUAAAAAGAGUUCGAGGCAAGGUUAUAGAAAGUGCAACGGAGGAGAAGAAAGUAUUAAAUUCGUCAGAAACGUUAAGUAGUAAUAAUAACAUACAAAAAUUGUUAGAAGAUAAUGAUAAAAAAGAAGAUGCAGAAAACGAGGAGACAAAGCACACCAAAACAGGAAUGUUCAAAAAGAUAGAUGAUGUGAUUAUAAGGGAUGAAAUAAAUGAAAAUAAUGUGAUCACUACAUCGGUAAAAGAAGAAGAAAAUUAAAAAUGUAUGUUCUAUUUUUACUUGACAUGUUUCUUCGAAAAAAUUAUAUCAUUAAUAUUUUAAUAUAUUUGAUAAAAAUACAAAUGUCUAUGAGUAUUUCUAUAUCUAGAAAUACUAAAGAAAUAUAUACAUUGUAAAAUUUCAAUAAUACAUUUUGGUUACACAUUGUUUCAAAAA